CAAUGGGAUGAGGCGGUGGGCGGGCCUUGAGAGGAGGCGGAGUCUCCGUCGAUGGCUACGGGAAGCGCAGCUGCAUGAGCGAUGAUCUCUCAUUGAGCCCGCACUCGCUCCGUGUUUUUACCGCCACGGUUUCCCCCCGGAACGGCACCUGUUCCCGCGAGCGCCGCUCACGGAAGAUCCCCGAGGGGAGGAGAGCGAGGACCGCGGGGCCUCGUGCGGGCGGCGGAUAGCCAGGCAGGCCAGGAACGCCCGAAUCCGGUUUGAUGCUGGCGGCCCGUCCGCCCUUUAAACGCGGAUGCUGCUGCAUUCAUAAGGGAUCGCCGGAAAAAUUCGGACUCGACGUCCUCUGUUUUUGCAUUCGACGCCGAUCGGCAAACCGCAUUCGCUCGGACGGACCGUGAGAGGCGCGGCAGACACGGCAGCAUCCUUCCGUACCUGCGGUUCCCCAGCGCCUGAUAGGCCCAGAGUCAUGGGCAACACGCCGGCCGCCAAACGGGGCAACGAGAUGGAAAGCGUCAAAGAGUUUCUGGCCUUCGCCAAAGAAGAUUUCCUCAGGAAAUGGGAGAGUCCUGCACAGAAUACAGCAUGUUUGGAGGACUUUGACCGGUUGAAAACUCUGGGCACAGGUUCAUUUGGCCGGGUGAUGUUGGUCAGACACAGAGAGACCGGGCAGCACUACGCCAUGAAGAUUCUCAACAAACAGAAGGUGGUGAAACUGAAGCAAAUCGAACACACUCUGAACGAGAAGAGGAUACUACAGGCCGUCAGCUUCCCUUUCUUAGUUCGGCUUGAAUACUCCUUCAAGGAUAAUACUAAUCUCUACAUGGUGAUGCAGUACGUCCAGGGAGGAGAGAUGUUUUCACACCUGCGUAGAAUCGGCAGGUUCAGUGAACCUCAUGCACGGUUCUAUGCUUCACAAAUAGUUCUGACAUUUGAAUAUCUGCAUGCGCUUGACCUGAUCUACAGAGACCUUAAACCAGAGAACCUCCUCAUAGAUCAGCAGGGCUAUAUCCAGGUGACAGAUUUUGGUUUUGCCAAGCGAGUCAAGGGUCGCACGUGGACGUUGUGUGGCACACCCGAGUACCUCGCUCCAGAGAUUAUCCUCAGCAAGGGUUAUAAUAAGGCUGUGGACUGGUGGGCUCUUGGUGUGCUCAUGUACGAGAUGGCUGCCGGUUACCCUCCAUUUUUUGCAGAUCAACCCAUUCAGAUCUAUGAAAAGAUAGUCUCAGGAAAGGUACGAUUCCCAUCUCACUUCAGUUCUGACCUGAAGGACCUGCUGAGAAACCUGCUGCAGGUGGACCUGACAAAACGCUACGGCAACCUUAAAAACGGAGUUAAUGACAUCAAAGGACACAAGUGGUUCUCCACUACUGACUGGAUAGCCAUUUACCAACGACGGGUGGAGGCCCCAUUUGUGCCUAAAUGCAGAGGUCCAGGGGAUACCAGCAACUUUGAUGACUACGAGGAAGAAGAGAUCCGCGUGUCGUUCACGGAGAAGUGUGGGAAAGAAUUUGCCGAGUUUUAGAGGAAGAGGUGAUAAAAACAGUCAGAAUGAGAGAGAGAGAGAAAAUAAUAUAGGUGGAGAGAGAAAGAGAGCGAGACAGAAAGUGCAUGAAUCUUUAAACGAUCCUUCCUCCUGAUAAACAGCAGAGAAAGCAGCAGAAGUGCAGAGAAGACCUCCAGGGAUAAACAGUGAGGCCUUUAUCAUCUCCUCUAUUUUAAUCACGUUUGUAAUUUUCUCUUUUUUUUAAACUUCUGUUCAUGUGAUAUUAAUCAUGAUUGAUUCAUAGGAUGUAUAAAUGUUGGCCAGUGGACUGGAAUGAUUGUUACUGCACAAAGAGACAUGGGUUAGUUAUUGUCUAUACAGAGAUCUUGAGGAGUCAAGAUAUCCACUAGGUCACCGUUAAAAAGACAAAAAAAAAGAGAUUCCUGUGUAAUAACCGAAAUAUUUUUGGUCCUGUAUACUGUCAUGUGUUUCUUUUAUUCUUAACAAUGCACUGAAGGGAUGACAAAGUGAAAGUGGCAAAGAGAAAUGAAGCCAUGAUUUCAUGAUUCAAGCACCUCUUUUAAGUUUUAUUUCCUCCUUUUGGCCGUAGGUCCACCACUCUCUGUAAAAUAUUCACUGAUGAACUUUGAACUUUCACCUAUGAAAUGUGCCAUGAAAUCCUACAAGUGUCAAUAUUUUGACUCAUCAGUUGUUUUAUUGAUUAGCUGACCGAUAGCAUGAGCCCGAAAGGCUGCUGUGCGUAGACUGACACGUGCAUAAGAGGGAAUGAAUAUUUUUGUUUAGUUUCAUUGUUAUAACUAUAAUUGUUACGGUUGUCGGCGGGUUACAUUUACGAUAGCUGACAAAACUGCACACGCUUCGUGCGUUAUUCACACUGGGAAGCCUUGCGGUCGACUCGCAGCCGCCUUGCUCUUUAGUUUCGCCAUCCCCCCUUCCAUUUCUGCAUUUUUAAAUAGGUAAAGUCUUCUCUCUGAAUGGGCGCAGUGCAUCUUGCUCCUUUUUGGGUGAGAAUGUCUUACACGCAAGUCUUUAACUCUCUAGGCUACAAAAAUCUCCAGAGCUGGAGAAGAACUCAGUGGAUACCAGUACUUACUCCUGAGGACAUGGUUCAAGUCAAUUGUGAUAUUUUGCACCACAAGAAUCAUUCCAAUAAAGUAUUACUAUAAAUACCAAA
Paramisgurnus dabryanus is the source of this 2681-nucleotide messenger RNA. RefSeq names its product protein kinase, cAMP-dependent, catalytic, alpha, genome duplicate b (gene prkacab). NCBI's taxonomy places the organism in Eukaryota, Metazoa, Chordata, Actinopteri, Cypriniformes, Cobitidae. Gene Ontology annotation, molecular function: cAMP-dependent protein kinase activity; ATP binding; protein kinase A regulatory subunit binding. Gene Ontology annotation, biological process: protein phosphorylation. The record is from RefSeq and is a predicted model, not a curated record. Gene Ontology annotation, cellular component: cAMP-dependent protein kinase complex; nucleus; cytosol.